Molecule: messenger RNA, 150 nt
Organism: Sphaerulina musiva SO2202
Lineage: Eukaryota; Fungi; Ascomycota; Dothideomycetes; Mycosphaerellales; Mycosphaerellaceae
Exons: 2
Coding region: 1-150 (49 amino acids)
Source: RefSeq, a predicted model, not a curated record
AUGGCCAAGUGCAUUCCCAACGAGGAGGUCGAUGCAUCGUAUAGCCCUCAUCUGCCUGAUAUCUUCACCAAAUCGAAAGUGUUGUUGACGAGUGCUCUGUUGAAUGGUGACUACACCUACCUGGUCAUCCUUGCCAUGCUUAGUGCUUAG